Molecule: messenger RNA, 3125 nt
Organism: Lethenteron reissneri (Far Eastern brook lamprey)
Lineage: Eukaryota; Metazoa; Chordata; Hyperoartia; Petromyzontiformes; Petromyzontidae
Product: 5' exonuclease Apollo-like
Biological process (GO): telomere maintenance; interstrand cross-link repair; double-strand break repair via nonhomologous end joining
Molecular function (GO): 5'-3' DNA exonuclease activity; damaged DNA binding
Source: RefSeq, a predicted model, not a curated record
AUGAAGCCCUAAGGAGGGUUAGGAGCCCUAGUGUCGUAUACUCUAGAGAAUGUAUAGAUGUAUAAUUAGCGCCUUAUUCCAAAGCGCUUUGCAGCAGUUUUCACAUUGUAUGUACAAUGAUAGUGGUUCAGAUAAUGGGUGGGAUUUUUAAAAGUGGUCGUGGUGACAGGAGAACACAAUACCUGUCAACCCCUUGAUCAGUGGCUACCUUAUUACAGAUCAAUUCAGACCUUAUUGAUAACCCUGUGCUCUUAUAAAUCUCAGCGUUCAUCCUGCAAAGUCCCAUCACAAGGGAGAAACACAAACAAACAAAACAAUAGUUUUUGCCCGUAUUGAAACGGCUGUACACCGUAUGGACGUGAAAACGCAAUUUCCCUGUACAAGAACACGGGGUAAACCGUGGGUUGGCGGGUAUGAGAGCAGGUAUGUAUGUACUGUGUGUAUGUUGAACUUCUUUUGCACACUACGUAGGUUAAGGAGGGGUUGGGGUUAGACCUGCUCACAGCUGGGGGGCAGGUGGAAAGCAUGAUGGGCCUGGGAGAAGAGAUGGGUUUUAAGUGAGGAACAGAAAUGAUGCACCCAUCAUCACUGGCAUUACCUGCAGAGUGGUGGAGACAGGACACUCUUCACAGUGAUGAAUGGCAAGCUCAUACCAUACACGCCACUGGCUGUGGAUUUGUGGCGGGUGGCCAAGUUCCCCGAGGCGAGGAUUUUCUUCCUGAGCCAUAUGCACGCCGAUCACACAAGUGGACUCACCCCGACUUGGAGCCGGCCAAUCUACUGCUCUCCCAUCACCGCCGUGCUCCUCAAACACAAAUUUAACAUUGCUGACAAGUUCAUUCGCCCGCUGGAGCUGGGAGAGAGCCACUGUGUGCCCUUAGAUGGAGUGGGCAAGGAGACGAUGACGGUGACACUCAUUGAUGCCAACCACUGCCCGGGUGCCGUCAUGUUUCUGUUCCAAGGUUACUUUGGCAACAUUCUGUACACAGGUGAUUUUAGGUUUAUUCCAGAGAUGCUUAAGCUGCCUCUGCUGCAAACCAAUAUUAUCAUCGAUGUUCUGUACUUGGAUAACACAUACUGCCCUUCAAAGUGGCACUUUCCUUCACGAGAAGAUGCCACAGAAGAGAUCAAGAUAAUAAUACGAAACCACCCAGACCAUCAGGUUGUCAUCGGCAUAUAUUCACUCGGGAAAGAGUCUCUGCUGGUAGAGCUGGCAAUGGAGUUUGGGUGGCUGGGGGUAAGUCCAGAACGCAUGGAGACGCUGCAGCUGCUUGGCCUGCCCAACGUGUUCACGACGGCCAUAGAGGAGUGCCGCUUACGGGUCGUGGACGCACACCAAUUGAACAGCCGCAGCGUGGCACACUGGAACUGCGAGUGGCCCACCAUCGCUGUGCUGCCUUCAGGCAACCGUGCCGGCCGCCAGUCGUGCGACUCCAUUUUCAUCGUACCCUACUCGGACCACUCCUCUUACGGCGAGCUGCGCCAAUUUGUCGCCGGGCUGCAGCCGCGAGCCAUCGUGCCCAUCGUCAAGGGGCCCAGUUGCGAGGGAUACUUCAGGGAGUUCCUCAGCACCGCGCAGAGCAGCCAGAGUAUCAUUAUUCCGGAGUCGGUGCAGAGGUUCAUGCAGGAAGGCGGGGUUUCUGCCUGCAGUAAUAAUUGUUUGCCGAAAAGGAGAGCGCAGAUUUUUCGGACCUCCAGAACGCACAUCCCCAAGGGGGUUUGCUUUGACAGUCCAAAAUCUUCAAUUGCAAAACAUUCGCCUCCACGUGUCAUAAUUUCAAGUUCUGAGGAUGACGAUGAAGCUGGCGAUUAUGAUUCCAUGCGUGUUGUAAAAAAUGAAGAUGACAAGUCCUUUACCUUGCCUUCUGAAUCUAUUGCAAUCCAGUUAAGCUUUGAGAAUGGUAACAUAAGUGAUUCAAAAUCGACCAAAGUAAUCAUGGACACAAAGUCUUUCUACAAGUCAACUGUUGAGGCUUCAGUUCAUUCACAUGCCCAUAAAUCUAGAGUGAAAAGGAAACUUGAUUGUGCAGAAAGUCUGAGCUCGGAGUCCUUCACAAAGCAUGCAACAUGCGUCGAAGAUAAAUGCUCUUUUGACUCGUUGCCUCCCCCUUCACGGCGGCCGUAUGACGGCAAAGGCGACCGGCAAGGUGCAUCGAGCGAAGCGCGCGUUUUAACAAACUCUCCUAAAUCCGCUGAUGGUCCCUGUCUUGUUGGUGCACUUUCGUGCAAGAGUGAGGACCAUCCUGUGGACUUUCACACACCAUUGAUGGGUGGCAGACUUUCUGUUAUUCUCAAGAGAAAAGUGCAGAGCUGCAGCCAGACCCAGGCUGGAAAAUGUAACCUCAUAUUGUCCCCACUUCAUGCCUUUUUGAGUGAAAAGGAGAAGAGGUUGCGCUUUAAUCGACUUGUGGAGAAGUGCAUGCAGCAGAGGAAAUGAACGCACCGUUAGGUGGCGUCUUGCUGGAGCAAGCAGGUUAAUUCUGCAAACGAAACUAGCAUAACUUUCUAUAAACGUAUUAUACUGUACAUGUGUAAUUAAAUUAUUAACUGUGUUUUUGUUUUUAAACUUGUUUUCAUUGUUUGCAUUAUUUACAGCAUAACUUUGUUUUUUUUUACACGUUUAAAAGUUGUAUUUGUGGGGAUUAAAGGACUUGUUCACACUGAAGGGUCAUUGCAAAACGCUUCCCGAAUUCAAUUUCAUAAUUCACCCGCUCAUCUCUGGUACAGAAGCACACGCAGGGGUAGGUAAUGGUUACAUGCUUGAAUCACCAAUUUCUCCUUUACAAAGGGGUGUGAGGUACACACGUCUUUCAUCAUCAUAAAGGACACAAGUCUGGCCAUCGUCAAUAUAGAACUCGCCCGGGUGUAUUCAUGUUUCACGUAACAUAGCCACCCACAUUACAUGAGGGAUUUGGUGGGGGUGCCGAGUGGAACGUUGAAAGGGGGCGUUUUUGCUCGGUCACUGCAUUUGUUGGUCUGUUCAAUAAAUACCUGAAAAGAAUAAACACGGGUCUGGAACUUCUCUACAACUACUGUGAUUUUAAAACAUGUAAUGCUUUGUAUAUCUGCUUUGGGCCAUACAUUUGGGAUGGCUCAAAAAGUAUGUGAAAUCUUCAAUGUGCCAU